Physeter macrocephalus (sperm whale) is the source of this 537-nucleotide messenger RNA. Its product is annotated as sulfotransferase 2B1-like. Gene Ontology annotation, cellular component: cytoplasm. The transcript has 4 exons. Gene Ontology annotation, biological process: sulfation. NCBI's taxonomy places the organism in Eukaryota, Metazoa, Chordata, Mammalia, Artiodactyla, Physeteridae. The record is from RefSeq and is a predicted model, not a curated record. Bases 103 to 537 code for a protein of 144 amino acids. Gene Ontology annotation, molecular function: sulfotransferase activity.
GCGGGCUCCCUGCGUGGUAGACGCCACCGCCACACACACCUGCUCCUUGUACCACCAUCUGCUCCCAGCGUGCCCUCCUCUCCCCACCCUCGCCCUCCUGCCAUGGAUGAACCUGCCGAGCCCGGGAACCAGGCUGCGUGGGACCCCUAUGAGAAAAACAUCUCGGAGAUCAGCCAGAAUUUGUCAGGCGAAUACUUCAGGUAUAAAGGCAUCCUCUUCCCCGUCGGCUUCUACUCACCUGAGAGUAUCAGCAUCGCAGAGAACUCGGAAGUGCAGGACGAUGACAUCUUCAUCAUCACCUACCCCAAGUCAGGCACAAACUGGAUGAUUGAGAUCCUCAGCUUAAUCCUAAAGGACGGGGACCCCUCCUGGAUCCGCUCAGUGCCCAUUUGGAAGCGGUCGCCCUGGUGUGAGGUCGUCAUGGGCGCCUUCAGCCUCCCCGACCAGCCCAGCCCUCGCCUCAUGAGUUCUCACCUCCCCAUCCAGCUCUUCACCAAGGCCUUCUUCAACUCCAAGGCCAAGGCACAAACUGGAUGA